UGCUCUCACCGCUGCAGAAUGCAAGCCGGAGUCGACGCUUCCAAGGAAACAGAUAUGCAGAUAGAAGAGGAUCGAGAUUUAAGCAGCGUCGUCCAUUCCUUUUGACUAUGCGAUACUGCAAAGACCGACCAGAAACAAUUUAUUUGUAAUAUUUGCAGGGCAUCAUGAUUAAGACAUAGGCAGCAGUACAAGGAAUACAUAAUAAAGGAAACACUGGUCACAGGGUGUCUGUCCAGGUGAGAGGGGGGCGAGAGGCUAGCCAUGCCGCUGGUGAAGAGGAGCAUCGAGCCCAGGCACCUGUGCCGGGGGGCUCUGCCAGACGGGGUGACCAGCGAGCUAGAGUGUGUCACCAACAGCACCCUAGCCGCCAUCAUCAAGCAGCUGGGCAGUCUCAGUAGACAUGCUGAGGAUAUCUUUGGAGAGCUGUUCAAUGAGGCCAACAGUUUCUACAUGCGGAUGAACAGCCUGCAGGAGAGGGUGGACCUGCUGGCUGUCAAGGUCACACAACUGGACUCCACUGUGGAGGAAGUGUCUCUGCAGGACAUCAACAUGAGGAAGGCCUUCAAGAGCUCUACCAUCCAGGACCAGCAGGUGGUCUCCAGGACCUCCAUUCCCAACCCAGUGAUGGAGAUGUACCAUCGCUGUGAUAAACCGCCACCCCUCAACAUCCUGAGUCCUUACAGGGAUGACAAGAAGGAUGGGCUCAAGUUCUACACAGAUCCUUCCUACUUCUUCAACCUGUGGAAAGAGAAGAUGCUCCAAGCCACAGAAAACAAAAGAAAGGAAAAGAGGAGGCAAAAGGAGCAGAAACAGGUGGAGGACCCCAGCCGGGAGGUGAAGAAGGUGCGCAAGGCACGGAACCGGCGCCAGGAGUGGAACAUGAUGGCCUACGACAAGGAAUUCCGCCCGGACACCCGGCUCACGCCGUCACCCUAUCAUGGCAUGUCGUCCGAGGGCUCCCUCUCACCUGACAAUAGGUCAGUGAUGUCAGAUGUGGGUGAGCACUCCUUCCCUGCCAGUCCAAACCACCCCUCCCAGCAGGUCAGUGGAUCCAGCUCCUACAGUGCAGCAGAGGGCAGAGAGCUCCUCACAGCCCCCUCCCAGACCCAGUCCCUGGACCGUGCCUACCGGCCCCCUGCUACCGCCCCCGGCAGACAGGCCAACUCCCUGGGCCGCGUGCAGCCCCCCCACGGCCCCCCGCCCAUUGACCCCGCUCUCAACGGUCCCCGCCCACAAGCUGUCAAGGACUACAGUGGCCAGCAGAUGCCGGAGGGCUUCGUGCCGCCCGCACCGCCCCCGCCUCCGCCACUCAUCCCCUCUGCCCAGACGGCGUUCGACAGCCCGGCCAUACCCCCUACCCUGCCCCCCAGCACCAUGGCUGCCAUGUCCCGCCCCUACAGCCCGUCUCCUCCCCCCGCCCCUCCCUCUUCCUAUGUCCCCUCUCCGUCCCACCCUCCCUCUGGCGGCCCUCCGGUGGCUCCACCUCCACCGCCGCCUGGCCCGCCGACUCACGUCCUCUCCCCGGCUCGUGCCGCGGCGCCCCCCUCUGGCGAGGUCCUGCCUAGGAAGGGUCAGGUCCCGCUCAUACCCAUGAGUGACGCACGCAGCGAUCUGCUAGCGGCUAUCCGCAGAGGUAUCCAGCUGCGGAAGGUUCAGGAGCAGCGAGAGCAGGAGGCCAAGAAGGAGCCUGUGGGCAACGACGUGGCCACCAUCCUGUCGCGCCGAAUCGCCGUGGAGUACAGCGAGUCGGACGACGACUCCGAGCUGGAGGAGAACGAGUGGUCAGACUGAGCACGCAGGGGGGAGGACCCCGAACGCACUCUUACAGUACACUCUGCUGCUAUUCCGAUUCCAGGACACCCCCCUCCCCCACCACUACCACUGCUUCUGUGAAAGUCCAGCAUAGUCUAGAGAGAGGAGACAAUGAGAACGCACACAGUUCAAGCGGUCCUCUAUUAAUGAGCCUCACCACAGCACAUUUUCACUGCAGCCUCAUUGAGCAAGUGAUUACCUUCUGUCAUAUACAAAACGUGGUGAAACAGACAAUCUUAAUUUUUUUCCUCUGAAAUCAUGCAUUACAUUACAUUCAUUUAGCAGACACUCUUAUCCAGAGCAAAACAUGCAAAACAUUGUCUCCACACCACCUCCACCCAUGGCCUUUGUCUAAGAAUAGGCCUUCCAUGAUAGUCUCUUUUCACAACAUUUUCACAAUAACAGGUGCUUACUGGGAAUCCAGACAGUCCCUCAGGACACACCACCACUCCAAAUCGACCGAUUCUUCUUUUAGAAGAAAAUGGGUUAAGCACCUAUAUUGAUGGUGCAACUAUAGCAUUCCAAUCAUUUGGAAUCCAUGUCCCCGUCCUCUGGAUUCAGGUACUCUGACCCCUCUGCUCAUUGGUUUUGCACAGUAGGGUAAAUUAGGAAAUUAAUUGAUGAAUGACUUAAUUAGCAUUUUGGAAAAUAAUUCCAAAUGAUUGUAGAUACACAAUAUUAACAACAAAUGAUUCCAGUUUAGCCUGAUAUCUGUGGAGACUAGAUGUAAAAUGUCCGUUCUAUUGAUCCAUUCCAGUAGCUGCAUCUGCAAACCUGUAUCUGAAUUCAGACAGUAAUCACUUUCUUCUGAUGACAGUACCAGGAACACGGAGGUCUAGAAAAAGCUCAGAGAUCAUAUACUGCACCAAUACAGCAGCUGGAUGUGAAAUAGCAUUGAUCUAUUACAUAAUAUUUGUCAGAUAUAAAAACAAUAACUAAUACUUUGGGUUAUGUAACUGUUUCAAAAUAAUCAAUAGUGUCCAUUGUAGAUAUUACACCAAAUAUGUUAGGAAAAAAAUACAUUUCAGGUUUCAACAUGUGAUCACUGUGCUCAAUACAGGUUAAAACAGCAUUUUAUAAUACAGAUUACAUCAGAUCAUUUAAGAUUGAACAAAGAUGAAAGUGGAUUUUUGGCCUACUCACUCCCUCUGCCUUGGUUUGUUCUGGGUCUGGUGCCCUCUAGUGGUCAAUGGGUCAGAACCAGGUGGGUCUUUUGUAUUCCUGUCAAUAUUCCAUGCAUUUGUUUUCUUGUUGCCAGAAUAAUAAUACAUUUAAGAUUAUAAGAAAUUUUAUCUAUAAAGGAAUGGAUACUGAAAUUUAAUUAUUUGGGGAGUAGGUGGACUCUAGGACAAAGCAGUGAGACGUACUUGUUUUUAUCGUUAUAUACAAAGCAGUUUUUCCCCAUGUGUAAUCAGUGAUGCCAUAUUUGUUUCCGUUGUAACAUUCUUUUCUAUUUUUAUAAUUUAGUGGUUGAGUAUUUAUAUAUUAACUGGCAUAAAAGUUAUUUGGAGAGUUGAAGACGCAAUUAGUAUUAGAUUGGGUGAUCACAUGCAUCAAACUCUCUCAGCCUUGUGAAUUCUUCCCACAGUUCACUGUAGAACUCAUAAGUCUGAAAACCAUCACACAGUUGCCUAUUUGCAAAUAACACUAAUUGUGAGAGAGAGAAAGAGAGACUUCCAUGCCUUUUUGUUUUUCAGUGCUUGCUAAAACAAUGUAUUGUUUCUAUUUACCACUUGGAGAUAUGACAGUUUGUCAGUGGAGGUUUAGUUUUUUUGUUGUCUUUGUUUUAAUAUGCCACAGGGAUAGCUGAGAAAAGGGAUAACGCAACUGUCAAGUAUACUGAAGUAAAAAGUAUGUAUGGCUGGCAGUUUUUAAGUACUCGUGUUUUUAAAUGAACUGUUGUAUAGAUUUUCGUAACACAGCUUGUAAAGUAACUAGAUAUCCAGAUAAUAAUUGUCUGUAUCACAUGGAGUUAAAUGUAGGCAAUCAUGCAUGUAUG
This is a messenger RNA of Megalops cyprinoides (Indo-Pacific tarpon), 3811 nucleotides long. RefSeq names its product wiskott-Aldrich syndrome protein family member 3-like. Gene Ontology annotation, molecular function: protein kinase A regulatory subunit binding; Arp2/3 complex binding; actin binding. Gene Ontology annotation, cellular component: SCAR complex; cytoskeleton. Gene Ontology annotation, biological process: actin cytoskeleton organization; positive regulation of Arp2/3 complex-mediated actin nucleation. Lineage: Eukaryota; Metazoa; Chordata; Actinopteri; Elopiformes; Megalopidae. The record is from RefSeq and is a predicted model, not a curated record. Bases 262 to 1791 code for a protein of 509 amino acids. The transcript is spliced from 9 exons.